AUGGACUACACAAAGCUGCGGGCCGCCGCCCUCCGCGACGGCGAGGACGAGGAAGCCGUCACCGUCGACACGCGCGCCCUCAUCGACAAGGUGCUGGCCCGCUACUCGGGCGAGUGGACGACGCUGCGUGAGCUGAUCCAAAACGCUGCCGACGCCCAGGCCACGACCGUCAAGAUCAAGUGGGAGACCACGCCCUCCACGUCUGUGCCGCUGCCUCUGCAUGCGGGCGCCGCCAGCAACCCGAAUGCCCUGCUGCGCCAUACCGUCCUGCAUCAUACGUUGCGGCGGCUGCUCGUCGAGAACGACGGCCAGGCUUUUACAAAGACCGACUGGGCCCGCCUGAAGCGCAUCGCCGAGGGCAACCCGGACGAGACCAAGAUCGGUGCGUUUGGCGUGGGCUUCUACAGCGUCUUUGCCGACUGCGAGGAGCCCUUCGUCCGCUCCGGCCGCGAGGCCAUGGCCUUCUACUGGAAAGGCAACGCCCUCUUCACACGCAAGAUGGCCGUGCCAGACGACGCCGUCGCGCCCGACCAGGCCGGCAAGACCACCUUUGUGCUCGACUACCGCAACGCCACCACGGCGCUGCCCAAUCUGCUGUCCGUCAGCCAGUUCCUCGCCACCUCUCUGACCUUUGUCGCCCUCCAGCGCAUUGAGUUCUGGGUCGACGAAUGGAAGAUUCUGGAUCUGCACAAGAAGCUGUCACCAAGCGUCGCCGUGUCCAUCCCGCGCAACCUCGAUGUACGCACCAAGGAAGGCCUGAUGACCGUGGCCGGUGUCGACCGCUCCAGCGCCCAGAUCGAUGCUCAAUACAUGCACGCCGUAGCCUGGAAGCCGUCCGCCGCUGCGAACGGCUCGGCGUCUGCUUCUGGUUCCACGUCGGGCGGCAGCAACCCGUCCGGCAGCAGCAAAUCAACCGACACCUACGGCAUGUCUGCGGGCGACAUGCCGUCCCUCCGCAGCUUCUUCUCGCGGCUGACGGGCUCGUCGUCCUCGUCUUCCGCUCAGAAGGAGGCUCGCAACAAGGCCGCGCGCGAGGAAAAAGUCGCCCAGGAUGCCCUGCUAGAAAACCUCACCGGCACAGGCCGCGCCAGCAUCUUCUUGCGUGUCACGUCGGCAUCGGUCAAGACCAACGUGUCUGCCAACUUUGCUACAGAGCUGGAGCGCGCUACAAAGAAGCCCCCACCCAAGACAACCAAGAUGGCCAUUCUGACGUCAACCUACGACGAUGUCUUGGCGUCUGAGGAAGCCAUCAAGGCCGUGGGCGCGAUGACGACAGCGUCAGCUGCAGCAGCAGCUUCUUCUUCUGUUUCAGCUUCAGCGGCAGCUACAGCUACGACAGCUCCGGCGACGGCGAAGCCGGGAAGGUUGUCACACAAAAAGACGCCGUCAACCGCCGGUGCUCUGCCGCCUCCGCCAGACUAUACGCCGGCCAUUCCCCCCGCAGACAUCUUUGCCUCGGUCCUGCCGAGCAAGAAGCCGGGCGGCCGCAUUUUCAUUGGUUUCCCGACCAUGCAGACGACCGGUGGCGGCAUGCACGUCUCGGCCCCAUCGCUGAUUCCAACCGUGGAGCGCGAGGCCAUUGACCUCAACGCCCGCUGGGUGCGCAACUGGAACAUGGAGCUGCUCCGCGUGUCCGGCAUCCUGGUGCGUCUGGCGUUCAUCAACGAGAUGGCGGACCUCGCCGUCAAGUUCCGCCAGUUUGUCGAGGCCAACCGCGCUGCCAAGGCGGCCCCUGGUACGGUGGCCGUAAACAGCAGCGUCGUGCCUGUGCCCACGGCCGAUGAGGUCGCCCGAUUUGUCCCCGAGGCCCUGCACGUGCUCAAGACGUACACCUUUAGUGACUCGACCCCGAGCGCCUAUGUCGGCCAGAUCAUCGAGGAAGCCUUCUGGACGGCCUAUGCGCUCCCGUCCCUGGACGUCUUCUCCAGCCGCGGCGUCCUUUCCACGGCCAAGGUGCGCAUGAGCAACGUCGAGCUGAGCAGUUUUGUGGACGGCAUCCCCGUCGUCGUGGAGCAGAUGAAAGACGACCCGUUCAUCAAGAAACUGCAUGACUUUGGCAUCAUCCAGGACGCCACGUUGGACGACGUCAAGGCCGAGCUCGAGUCCAAGCCACUCAACCGUGACCAGCUCGUGCACUUCCUCAAAUGGACCAGCACGCAAACCAGGAAGGGCGAGCUGAGCUUUAUAGACAUUCAGAAGCUGUUGGGCGCGGCGGUUGCGAAUGUCGUCGAUGAGACAACCGGCAGCUCGACUAUCCUCGAGCUGCACAGAAUCAAGCACUUUCUCAUUGGCAACAAGAUCCCGGCCAAUCUGCCCAUCCCACCCAACACCCUUCCACUCUCCAUCACCAACUCCAUCGCAACGACGCAGCUGCAGGCGCUGGGCUGGAGUGCGCUGGACAUCUUGCCGUGGGUGGAAUACCUCGUGGCGUCCCGGGUGCAGCUCGGCGCAGAGUGCAACCUGACGGCUGAUCCCAACUUUGCCGCACAGGUUCUUCUUGUCGUCUCCAAAAACUGGGACAACACCAGCUUGUCAAGCAAGUCGAGCAUAGUAUCCCUGCUCCAGGAACACACCACAAUGCCCACCCGCACGGGCAUGCGGAAACCUGAAGAGGCCUUCUUCCCGUCCGUCAAACUGUUUGAUGAUCUGCCUGUUGUGGCGCCCAACUGCCAGCACCUCAAGGACAAGUUCUUGCAGCAGCUUGGCGUCCGCAAGACCAUCGAUCUCGACACCAUCUUCACGCGCCUGCUCAGCCAGCCGACCCCCUCCGUGCCCAGCACCGCCACCACGUCUACUGCUGGUGCCGCUGGCACGUCGGAAAAGGCCGCUCUCGCUGCCCCAGCCAGGAAAAAUUGGAGCCAUGUCGAGCUGAUCAAGUACCUCGCGUCCGUCCGCGGCGACAUCCCUAGCAACGACAUCAAUAAGCUGCGCAAGACGGCAUUUCUCCCGGCUGAGGCCGGCACAGAUGGUCCAGGGUCGCAGUUGUCCGGUGCCACGCUGUACCGGCCUGACCAAUUGUACGAGCCGUCCGCCGCCGUACGCGAGCUGGGCUUUCCCAUCGUGCAGUGGCCCGAUCAGCCCGGUAACUACUACCGCAAGUCCAGCGCCGAGGCCCAGUUCUUGACCGCACUGGGCCUGCGCCACCAUCCAAAUGCCAGCAACCUGGUUGAAAAAAUGGCGUCACCCAGCCAGUCCCUGCGCGACAAGGCGCGCGCCUACUUUAUUGAACACCACCAGACACACGGCUACGGAGCGUACAAUGUUCGCGGCACGAACAUGGCCAUCAUGCCCAUCCAGGUCAGCGGCGGCAGCAGCAGCGAGAAACAGCCACAGGAAGUGCUUGUGGCGCCCUCGGCCUGCUACCAGAACGCCGACGCCGCCGUCCUCGGUUUCCCCAUCCUACGCAAGGACUUGCAGCCACACGCCGCCAAAUUCGGCGUUUACCUCAAUCCGCCCAUGGACGAGUGCGUCAAGCGGCUCCUGGCCAAGCCGCCGCGGUCAAAGGAAGAUGCUGCCGUCGUCUUCAAGUACUUUGCGACCCGCCUUGCCGACUUGUCGGGCAACAGCCUCCAAAUGCUGAAGAAGGGCGCUUUUGUACCCGUCGUUCGCAAGUCGAGCGUGACGGCGUCUUCGGCCCCCGUUCCGAACGCCAACGGAUACCCAGACGAUAAGAAGACACCUGCUGCUCGUGGGCAGUCGACCCAGACAACCAUUGAACACGUCUCGCCCGAGUCCUGCUACCUAGGCUCGUCGGCCACAUACGGCGACAUCUUUGAUUUUGUCGACUUUGGUGUCAACGGCAAUGCGUUUCUGUUCAAGUGCGGCUCCAAGUCCGAGCCGACCAAAAUCGAGAUUGCCCACCUGGCGUGCAACGAGCCCGCGCGUCUCCUCAGCACAAUGCAAACAACCGAGCGCUACUUGGCCCUGCUGCGCUCGCUCGCCGAAGAGCUGCCGCGGCUUAUGAACGACCGGGAGCUGCUCCAAAAGAUGCAAAGAGCGCCGUUUUUGCUCGCCUCGCGGGAGAUCAGCCCCAGCCGCCCGAACCAGCAGAAUGGCCAGGGGGCGUUCAGCACGUUGUUUUCUGCCCAGGACGCCGGCAACGACGACGGUGGCGACGACGACAGCGACGAGCCGCCCAUUCGGCAGUACCAGCUGGCGUCGGCGGCCAACAUCAGCAUCCUGGACGACUACAUUAGUUACCGUCUCUUCAAGGACAAUCUCAUGUGUGCGCCCGAGGAGGAUGCCCUCGAAGCGUUCUACCUAGCGCUCGGCGCCCAGAAGCUGAGCCAGGUCGUUACGGAAGACAUCCGCAUCGGCGCCCACAGCCCCAGCCAAGCCGAGGCCGUCAAGCUCCGCUCCUUUGUUAUCGAGCGGUCCAAGAUUUUUUUGUACGAGUACCAAAAGUACCGCCACGAUGCCAUCAAGCACGACAUCCGCUGGCUCGAGAAGAAUUUGGCCGUCGAGAUGGUCCAGUCCGUAUCGUUGCGCCGGUCUCUGCGCCAUAGCAACGAGACGCACACCGAGAAGCGGUCGGCCGCCAGCGCGCGCAGCAAGGGCUCGGGCUUUGUGCUCUACGUCGCGUCCAAAUCCAGAGUCGACAUGUACCAGGUCGGCCAGGCCAUUUGCCAGCUGGUUCUGAGCCGGCCCAGCCAACAGGCCUACUUCUUCUUUGAGCCCUUCCUCAAGCUGGAGCUGCUCGACCUGCGCGCCCGCGGCUACAACGUCGACCGCAUCCUGCGCCAGCGGGCGGCCGAGGCGCGAAUUGCCGAAGAGGAGCGCCGCAAGGCGUUGGAGGCGGAGCAGGAGCGCAUCCGGGCCGACGAGAAAGAAUGGGCCGAGCGGUCGAAGCUAGCAGCAGCGGCCCAGUCGUCGCCGGACCGUAAGAUGCCAGGUGGCUUUGCCGACGACGGCGACAAUACGCCGGUGCAUGAUUUCCCACCUUCGAACCCGCAGUUGUUGCACCAGCAGCAGCAGAACGCCAUCAAGAAGAGGGGCAUCUUUUCGGGCCUGACGCGUCGCCUGGGUCUCGACAACAAGCAGGACCACGAGCACAGUUCUGACGAUGGCGGCCACGCCGAGGACGAGCGGAGUGCGCGAGGCGGCAGUGAAAGUGCUGGAGGUCCAACCACCAGCACACAGCACGACAGCAACAACAACGAGGAGGGCCGCGUGACCAACCCGGCGGUCGUGCAGCAGAACAUGCUGAACGCGAUCCAAGCGACGCGGCCGUUUGGCUCGAACUCGCUGUAUACGCCGCCCACGACCAACUUGGUCAAGGAGCAGGCGACGUACUGCGACAGCAACCAUGCGCACGACCUGGCCAUGGUCGCCCAGGCGCCGCGCGGCAUGAACGUCUUCCUGGCCCGCGCGGUGACCCUGCCGGCGGCGGAUUUCUUGGCGCAGAACCGAAGCGUCAUUGCCACCUUUGAGGCGCUUCUGCGCGACGUCGCGGCCGUCUACGACCUGGCGCCCGACGCCGUGCAGAUGUACUACGAUGCCACGGGGCCCACGAUCGCCUUCAACACGCGCGGCAGCAUCUUUUGCAACCUGCGCUACUUUGUGCAGCUGCACGCCCGCAAGAUGCAGGCGGCGGGCGACCGCGGUGCGCAGCAGGCGCGCGUGGACGCGACGGUGUGGUGGUGGGUGGUGCUGGCGCACGAGCUGGCGCACAACCUCGAACAGAGCCACAACGCGGUGCACAGCUACUACACCGAGACGUUUGUGCAGCAGUACUUCCACAAGAUGACGGCGCGCGCUGCGUCAUGGAACAACGCGCCGGCUCGCGACCUCGGGGCCGUUGCGGGUGCGUCGCGUCUCGUGUCCGCCAACGACGGCGGCGACGGCCCGUCGGCGCCUGCGCCGCCCUCAUACGAUCAGGCCACGUCUGCGAGCCAGCGUCCGUCGAACCUGAUGGAUUAG
Messenger RNA from Sporothrix brasiliensis 5110, 5919 nucleotides. RefSeq names its product ATPase subunit c domain protein. Lineage: Eukaryota; Fungi; Ascomycota; Sordariomycetes; Ophiostomatales; Ophiostomataceae. The coding region runs from base 1 to 5919 and encodes 1972 amino acids. The record is from RefSeq and is a predicted model, not a curated record. The transcript has a single exon.